CGCAGUCCAUUGGCCCGCUCCCGUCACGUGACAGGGGAGGUUACGCACGCAUCCCGCCGGAAGGCCGCGGCGGAGGAUCCCACGGACGGUGAGGUGGCGGGGCGGGGAGCAAGAAAAAGGACUCUGGUAGGUGCGAAGAAAAUCUCCGCCAGGCGAUGACCCGUGGAUGGGUCCCCCACCCUGGCAGCCGGGGGCGGCGGUGACCUCGAGCCCCGGCGCUGCCCCUUCCUAGUGGGGGCCAUGGGCUGGAGCCGCCGCCCGUGGCUGGGCUCCCCCCGCUGCACGACCCCGGCCCCUGACUGGAAGCAGGAGGUGCCCCGCAGGAUGCCCUGGGCCGCUCGGGAUCAGGGGCUGGUCAGCUUCACGGGCGUGGCCCUGCCAUGCACCCGCCAGCCGCCCCACGUGGCAUCACUGGCCCUCAAGCGCCGCCUGGACAAGGAGGAGCAGCGGCCCGGCCCGAAGCAGUUCCUGUCGGAGGAGAAGAUGGCGGCUCGGUUCAACACGCUGAGCCUGGAGAACGACCACGUCUACAGCGGCAACGGGCUGCCCGCCCGCGGCCCGGCGCCCGACCCUGCCUGGGCGCAGUGGGUGCAGGAUUACGCCCGCUGCCCGCAGCCGGAGCAGAGGCUGCCCCCGGCUGGAGGGAGCGAGGACGCCGGCGGGGCGGAGGCCGAGGGGGGCAGCGUGGUGCUGGAGGGGGAGUUCAGCAUGGCCGACUGCACCCCCCUCGGCCUGGCGGGGCCGGGCCCCCUGCAGUACCUGAGCCCCUCCGCCGAGCUGGUGCUGUGGACCCCGCCGGGGAGCCGGGUGCCCCACUCCAUCCGGACCCUCCUGCUGCCCCCCAGCCCCCUGGCGGCCCCCCCGCUGCUCCCCCUGGGCCAGGGGGCACGGCCGGAGGAGAUGGAGCUGUGAUGCCGGCCAGACGCCGGGUACGACUCCCCCCGGACAGACCCUGUCCCCCACGCUGCGAGCUUCCCCGCAGCAGUGCCCCCGCAAGACAAACUGCACUGGCUGUUGUGUCUCUCCCGCUGCCCGGGGGUCAAUAAAGGACAGAGCCCUGAG
Molecule: messenger RNA, 1062 nt
Organism: Mauremys mutica (yellowpond turtle)
Lineage: Eukaryota; Metazoa; Chordata; Testudines; Geoemydidae
Exons: 6
Coding region: 241-912 (223 amino acids)
Source: RefSeq, a predicted model, not a curated record